CGUAAACCAAUUCGUCGACCGCGCGCUAUACGAAUUAGCCGAACUGGCAAAACGUUUGGCCGAAAAAGCAACAGGACACUGCGUUAUACGACAAAAGGAAUUGAAUCUGUUCAUAUAAUAAUAUACGCGGAGUCAUAGUUACGAAAUUGCCGGCACGAUGGGCUGCAACAUGUCAAUGGACAACUUAUCGAAAAUGAACAAGCAAGCAGUUGUUCAUACGUUGAGCACAGACUUGAAUUUAACGGACGAACAAAAGCAACUCAUCAAAGAUUCUUGGGAAUUAUUUGAACCGAAGAAGACGGCCAUUGGCAGAAAAAUGUUUGUCAAGUAAGUAAUACACGAAUAAAUUUUCAUGCUGUGCAUUCAUUUUAUAUAAUAUAAAAACAUAUAGGGUUUGGUACAUAUAUAGCUUACUUCAAAAAGCGACAAAAAAUAUUAAAUAAGAAAUCCAUUCGACUAAACUGCCAGUGGUAUAGACUUUUGAAAACGGUUUCCAAAUACUGGCUGUUAAAAGUUUAACAAGACUCUUUCAGACCGGCUAAUAGGUUUAAGGUAUUAAGUAAAGUAGUAAUUUCCUUCACCCCAAGCCUAAUCUUGCGGAUACAAUAAUAAUCAAUGUUUCUUCAUAGGUAUUUCACCCAGUUGGGGGUCAAGUGUAAGUAGUAUAGGAAAAAAGAUGACUCUUCAUGCGUUCAGGAAAUUCGAGCAAACGCACAUUUCUAAUGACGCGCAUGCAAGUACAUUUGUUUUUACAGCUGAAAGGUUUAUUAACACUAUGGGAAAUUACUUAUUCUAUAUUACUCAUACUACUUGAAAAAACACCAGAUGCGCAAAAUUUUAGAAUAUUCUCGAUUUGUACCUGUAACAUGAAACUAAAUAAGUUCAAUAUCAAGGCAAGGGUGACUUGACUUUUAGCUAAGUGAACAAAAUUACGUUUCUUUGACUUUGUAACGGUGUAUGCAAGCUGUAUUUACACACGUGCGAUCGCGAUUAAAUAAUUUCAAAACAGAUAAUAUAUUAGGAUGAAUAUUUGUAGCAGAUAUAAAGGCAGUUACUACUAUUACUAAUUUAGUAUGAAGUCUUGCCGAGAUUAAUUAUAGGGUAAAAGGAAGAAAAAUAUGGUAAUUCAAUAUGAGGCUUUGAAAUUUUUAUUGAAUGCAUGCAGUGCACGCACAUUUCCGCGCUGAUCACGUGCGAUAUAUAUAAUAUAGACGUGUUUAUAGGCUAAUAUUGCUACCAAUUUACAACUUUGGGAACACAUUGGCCAUUGCAUGUUCUGUAUGUAUAUAGCCGAACAUAGAAAUAUUUCUAGAACAAAGUCAAAGGUACUAAGCAUGCCAUUUAAGGAUAUAAUCUUAUUAUAAUUAUCCUUGUUUGUUGAUGUAUGUUCAUACAUGCCUUGUUACCGUAUUGUUCUGUAUGAGUAUACACAGCCAAAGGCAACAAAGCAUUAGAUUAUUAUCUGAUAUAUUUACCCUUGCAGUUUAUAAUGCUUCUUACGUGCCUUGUUAUUGUUCUGCAUGUGAACAUUGUACUACUACAAAAGGUAUAAGUGAAGAAUGUAACAAAAUUAUAACAAUGACUGUUCUGGUAUAGGGGCAGAUUCUAAUAAGUAUUAGUGUUCCGAAAAUCCGCGGGGUACUCGUAAACGUAAAUAGAGCAGCCUGCUGAUGUUCUUAAAGUCAUAUGAUAUCAGGAUACCCCCCUUCCCAUGUGACAUACUGAUCUUUCCCUUGUCUAUGCAGGUCAGCAAGUGGGCAUCAUGAUCAUAGUAAUAAUAUUCAUGCUCUUAUAUAUCUGUCUAUUACACCUCAUUUUUGAAGGAGUGCGGUUUCUCAGUAUGAAUAGCGCGCGAAAUCUAGUAUGUCCUGUACGUGGCUUGGAUUGCCAAAACAGAGUCAAAUUCCUCUUCAUUUUAUAUGGCUUAUAUUCACGACACGGGUAGCAAUAUAUUAAACCUAUAUUUUCGUGCGUUGUAUAAAGCGUUGCUAUGGGAACGGAGUAAAUAAUCAGAUGUCUUGUUGAAAUGAACUACGAACCAUAUGUAUGCCGGCCCUCUUAGAUAUAUUCCAUGUAGAAAAUAUGCAAAUUUUAUUUGAAGGAAGAUUAGAUUCUAAAAAUCAGCGGACAUUCAGACAUAGUUUGGUUUGCAAAUUGUGGCAAAAUAGAUUGCCAAAAAUGUAAGAGAAUUUUCUAAAACUAAUUGUUCAUGGCCCCCUUAAUUGUUUCGGCGAUCUAUCAAUUUCUUUCACAACACAUAUACAUUAGCAUUCUCAACAAUAUUUAUUUUUUUUUGUAAUAAACUCGUCUUAUUAGUUAUUCCAUAAAACAAUUAUGACGCAGAAAAGUGUCGAAUUAUAAAACGACGCAAGGGAAACUCUUCACAUAUUUUCAAAUAAUAGCUCUAUAAAUAUGACAAAUAAUUGAAGAUUUUUAUCUUCGAUUCCCGUUCCGUAGAGCGGUAUUUGGUAGUGUCAGAAAGAUUAAAAUCGGCGAAAUAAGAUUGUAUUGUUUGGAUGAAUUGAAAAAACAUUCAUUAUAAGCUUCAAAAGCAAAGUGAACAGAUGUCCUCCUAUAUGUCUGCUCGAUAUGAUACUCAAUAUGACCUGGAGUGCUCGGGUUAUCGACUCACUGAGACACUAAUUUUCGACUCACUACAUGUCAGUGUAUUCUUAAGACCGAAAAUGCGGAAUUAACUUGAACAAUAGAAUUGAAACACAUAGAAAAGUUCGAGAUGACGAGGAGCUGAUCGCUCCAGUUGAAUGGAAAAUAAGUCAUGAUUUCAUCUUUUUAGGCAAACCGGAUCCAGUCUCUGGAUCCAGUAUCAACUGAUUGGAUUUUAUUCAUAACUUUUUAACGCUCAUGUUUAGUACGCCCUAUAUAGUAUAGUUACCUAGAUCUUUUCCGGAGAAUAUUAUCGAAAGACCUUAUAUAUUUUUGGGCUGCUUGGGAUCUCCCCUGCCCCAAAUAAUUCUGAGUCUAUAACUGAUCCACACGUCUAAUCCAGGUUUCCAGGCGUCACUGUUGAUGAAUUCAGGAAUUUCCAGAGUCAUAUCAUACGACGGUAAACAAUUGCAAUCGAAAAUAAAAUUGUGUUUGAGAAUAAAAACAUGCACGACUCAAUCAAGUAAAUAAAGUUCAUCAACAAGAUGUAAUAAAGCCAACACAGUCUUAAUGAGAAGACAAAGAACUCACUUUCGUUCAUAACCUCUUGUAUACUUUUGUAUAAUUUUUAAUCUAUAGACAUAUUUGUAUAAUUUAUAAUUUAUAAUUUAUAAUCACUUUCAAAAUGAUUGCUUUCUACAACAAAUACAAAAUGAAAGUCGAUUUCAAAAGUGUACACGCCAGCGAAAUUUCAUCGACUUUGCGAUCAUACAAAAUAUAAUAUUAGAUUUUCAUAUGGUAUUCUGUGCUUGCUAUCUCUUCGGAAAAAUGUCAACCCAAAAUGACAUGUGAUGAGUAAUUAUUUUUACUCUCCCCAGACUAUUUUGGCAAGCAAUUCACGCGGUUGAUGGAAACCGCGAAGCUGCGCCGGUUUCUAGUUCAAUAGGCAAUUCCAGCUUUUAAUUUAUGCGCGCAGGGGAUGAUGGGAAGUAAGGUAUCAUAUUGCUGAUUAUGCUUAAAAAUUUCAAUAAAAACUGCCGAAACAACCGAAAUAUUUCAAUAUUUACAAGUAUAAGCUAUCACUCCAUGAUAAUCAGCAAUAUGAUACCUUACUUCCCAUACCUGCAAGCAUAAACUAAAAGCUGGAAUUGCCACCGAAUACACCGUAUAAAAUACAAAAAAAUAAAAAUUCAUACAUACGGUGUAUAAUAAAUACAUACGGUGUAUUUAUUGAAUACACCGUAUUCAUAAUGGCACACAUGAAAAAAAGAGAACCCAUGAUUCAUGGGCAAAAAAAACGUAUGUAAACUUCGAGGUAUAUAUUACUGUGUUAAUUAUAACAGAGGAGGGAACAUUUCUGGUGAAGACAGAUGUAAUUUACGACAACUUUCAUUUGUGAAGUAUAAUUGUAUGCCAAUACUAGUUUCUUGUCGGAGAUUGAAAAGGCGUAGAUAAAUGAGGCAGGAAACCGUCACCUAUGAUUAGAAAUGCAUUAGGGUUUGAAGCGGGCAGCUGGCGAGCAGAGAUUUGCCAAAGAUAGCUCUCAUGGCGAGUGAGAAAAUAUUGAAAAUAAUAAAGUAAUUCUAAAGCCCUAAAAUAUCUCAGUGAUCAAGCGUAUCGAGUGUCCACAUUAAACCUGGCCUCAUAUAUGGCAAUCCUUCCUCGCGGGCGGUACCCGCAUACCUGCAGCUUUUUUGCAACUCUGCAUGCCAGCAUUGCCAGGAGUCUGGGAUUUUAUCCUGAGAUCUCAGGAUUUUUUGAAGCAGUUGGGAUUUAUUUGGGAUUUUUAAAAAGUCAAUCUCGGGAUUUUUUUUUAUUUUUGAGAAAGGGAAGUUCGAAAUUUAGAAAUCGAUUUUUUGUGUAAAAUUGACUAUUAAACAAUUUUGCUAAAAAUCCAUGGUUCGUCCGCUCGUAUUUAAACCGUACUGAGCUGCAUAUUUGAUGUCAAAUUUCGUUUUCACAACAUGACGUACGAAGCUUUCCUACCCGAAAUUGGCGCGAAAACCACCCUAAAUUAUAAUGACGCCAAAAAGUUGGAAUAUCGGGAUUUUUUUAGGAAAUCUCGGGAUAUUCUGGGAGUUUACUUGGGAUUUUUACAAAAUUACAGUUGGCAACGUUGAACGCUGCCAAAAAUUUACCAUUCAUUAUAUUCGUCUUUCUAUGUUUAGUUUGUUCCAAGUGUAUCCCGAAAUGCAGAACCUGUUUCCAGAGUUCCGAGGACAGGGCAAUAUAGAUAAGUUGGAAGAGACGAAAUUUCUCAACGGUCACGCAAAACGUCUGAUGACGGCCGUUGAAAACAGCGUCAACUCCUUAAACGACUUCGAGUCGUGUUCAACUUAUCUUCAAGAGUUAGGCAGAAGACACAAGAUACGAAAAUUAAAGCCACAUUAUUUGGAGGUAGGUUUCGUAAUACAUGGCUCUUUCUAUGAAGAAUUUACUAUUAUCUUUACAGGAAAAAAUCUCAUCUUGAUCAACUUUCUAACUGUUGAAGUUGCCGGAUAUAUUUGCUUAAUAGUUCUUAUCACGGCUUUGAUAAACAUUCAAAAUGACAUUUCAAAGUUGAAUUAGUUUAGUUUGAUUCCAGUAUCAGUACAAAGUUCAUUCAAGCGAUCUUUUAUGGUCAGGAAAAAUUUCAUGACAAGAUUCAUCCUGACUAGCCGGACUGGCUUCUGCUUAUAUGAACAGCCCCUUAGUAAAAACAACUUCUGAUCCCUGAAUUAUACCUAUUCCCUAAUGAACAAAAUUUUGAUCUAGACAAGUCUAGACAAACAUUUCAGCACACUUGAAAGAGCAUCACAAAAUUCGUAAUAUUCCGAAGUUUCGUUGCGAAAUGUUGGAAAAUGCGGAUAAUAUAGCCUUGCGAAGUUUUCAGUUUUUCAGUCAGUCAGUAUUACGCACGGGAAAUUGAUACCGCUUUCUGAAAAAAAGGUAUCAAUAUCCCGUGCGUAAUACAAAAUGACUGAAAAACGGCAAACUUCGCAGGGCUAUAUUAUCCGCAUUUUACAACAUUUCGCAACGAAACUUCGGAAUAUUACUAAUUUUGUGAUGCUCUUUCAAAGCCUUGUCUAGACUUGUCUAGAUCAAAAUUUUGUUCAUUAGGGAAUAGGUCCAUUAGAAUACAUGCACCCUUCCGGAAAGUAAGUCAUUUUAGUUAUAGAGCCUCGUUUUCGUUUAUGUAACAAUAGUUAAAGCCCAGCGUUUCAAUCACGGACACGAAGCUCUACUGAUAUACUACUUUCCAGUAGUCUAUAACAACCUUCAUACCUUGUGCACUUUUACUGCUGUGCCUCAAUGGUAUUCGUCGGUGAGCAUAACGAGCCUCAUCAAAAUAUCACCUAGAAAUAAAAGUUCACGAGAUUAGCAAAUCAAACAUAAACUUUUAAAUUCAAUGAUUAACAUAAACUUUAAGUUCAAUUUUCUCACCUAAUCAUAUAGAGGGCAAAAUUACUCCGGAAUAUGAUUGGCUAAUGAAGAGGGCAUUUUUUCUUAAUUCAGCGCAAAAUUACUUGUACCUGAUUGGCUGAGACGCAAGCGCGGGAAGUUUCUUGUUUUAAAUAGCAAUAAAAACAAUGGCUUCUCGCUUUGUCGUUGCGGAUGUUACUGAAGAAUUAAAAACUUCUAGUGAAAACUCGAACACUAGAAAAAGUACAAAUUUAUGGGUUGCAGUAUUUAAGAAAUGGGCAACAUUAAGAACAUCGGCGAAAACUUGGAAGACAUAGGAGGUUCAAGAACUUAACAAGUUCACAAUUAACUUACGAAUAAAUUUGCCCUCUACGAGUAACAAGUAAUCGCACAGUUCCUCGUAAAAUUAAGGUUUAAUUUCACUUGUGUUUUCAAAGUUUCCGCACAAAUUACAAUUUGUGAAACUUGGAAAACACGCGUGAAAUUAAACCUUAAUCGUUUUACUCGGCCCCAUGCGAUUACCUAUAUAAAUAUCAUUAAUUUAUUUUGAAUUGUUAAAGAAUAAGAAUGUCUUAUCAAGACGUUUCACAAGCCAUUGCGGCUCAAGUUUGUAUAUCCGAUACAAACUCGGCCACUCAUGGUGUAUAUAGUACAUAUAAAAACUUUAUACAUGUAUUAUACUUUACAAACACUUUCAGAGAAUGGGCGCCGCGAUGAUGUUGGCUUUUAAAGAACUGUAUCCGGAUUUAUGGACGGAAGAGGCGGAUGAAGCCUGGAACAACCUGUAUAAGUACAUCUCAAAUAUGAUGACAACUGGAUUGAAUGCACCAUAAAGAACAAGCUUGAUUAUUUAUGCUUUUUACAAACGCUGGAAUCGCAAACUCAGAACAGUCUUUUUAUUUUUCAGUUAUUCCGUAACGAUCUCCGCCAGGCCCUAAGAGAGGUAUCGUUUUCAUCUCAUCUUGUUCGCUUGUAAUCAUGCGCAUGCGUAAAAAUCUCACAGCUUGUCAACAAGAUAUGUUCGCAUUGCUUGUUCCGGCCCUGUUGUUGACAAGUCUGGAACAAGUUGUUAUCAUCUUGUAACAAGGUUGACGAGGCCAACAAACUCGCAACAAUUUGUUCCAACAAGUCUGAUAUCGUCCGCUGCACGUAACAAGUUGUUAACAAGUUAAUGACAAAGAUAUCUUACAUAUAUACACUAGAUAGCGCAUCUCUUUUAGUAAAAUUGAAGCCAAGAAUAUUCCAGCGGUUACCCCCAUUUGAAUAGAUGGCGGCCAUGUUGGUCGUUCUCACUUGCUAAUAAACGCUUAAAAACAACAAUAACUUUGAUCAUUUGAAUCGUUUAAAAAUGUAUUUGGAAUAGGGUUAACUUAAUGUUUAAGUUCCCUGUUUAAGAAAUAGAAAAGAUACGAAUCUUCUCAUUUUAUGAGAACGACCUGAGACUGCAAUCACGGCUUCAAUUUUUAAAUUGCAGAAUAAUUAGAUGCACUAUCUAGUGUAUAUAAGAUAUCUAUGGUUAAUAACAACAAGCUCGCAGCAACUUGUCAUGACUGUAUAUCAUAUAGUCUUGUUGGAACAACUUGUGGCAAGUCUGUUAUACCGUCGUCAACCUUGUAACAAGGUGAUAACAACUUGUUCCAAACUUGUCACAACAACUGGGAACAAGCAGUGCGAACACAUCCUGGUAUCGACUUGACAACAACCUUCUAGCGUGUCCAACUUGUGCGUUUUUACGUGGUGUACAGCGGACAGAAGAUGUUAGAUGACAACAUUUAAUAAACAAAAUUUUAUUAAAUUUACCAGUUGCUUUUACGCACUGUAUAAAGCAAAUGAGUGCAUCAAUGGAUCAUUUGCAUUAUAGACUAAAUUUUGAUCUAGACAAAAAUUUCAUCACAGCUUGAAAGAGCAUCACAAAAUUAGUAAUAUUCCGAAGUUUCGUCGCGAAAUGUUGUAAAAUGCGGAUAAUAUAGCCUUGCGAAGUUUGCCGUUUUUCAGUCAUUUUGUAUUACGCGCACGGGAAAUUGACAGCCCAAUCGGGUGUGGGGGCAUCAAUUUCCCGUUUGUAAUACAAAAUGACUGAAAAUUGCAAACUUCGCAUGGCUAUAUUAUCCGUAUUUUACAACAUUUCGCAACGAAACUUUGGACUAUUACUAAUUUUGUGAUGCUCUUUCAAGCUGUGAUGAAAUUUUUGUCUAGAUCAAAAUUUAGUCUAUAAUGCAAAUGGUCCAUUUACAUCUAUACAAGUAUAAAAUAUAUCUCAAAUGUUUUGUGAGAUUAGAUUGGGCAAGAAUUACUUUUGAUCAUGAUAAAGGAUUUUUAAAGGCCGCUUUACAUUACACAACUUUUGCCUAAAACUGUCGCAUGCAACCUGCUUACAACUUGAGUUGUACUGUGUAAAUCAAGCACACAACUCAUCUACAACAACGUAAGUGAUUUGUGUGCUUGAUUUACACAGUAUAACUCAAGUUGUAACCAGGUUGCAUGCGACAGUUUUAGGCAAAUUAAAGUUGUAUUGUCUAAAUUGGCCUAAGUUGCACAGAGCCACGCAUGCGUUAUUCUAUGUUUUUAAUGUUUUGCGCAUAAUAGGGUUAGGGUUAGGAUUGAAAGAUCAAUAUAUAUUCUUGCGCCAAAUCUCUGGAUUUUACCCUGGUUCUACUAAAAUGCGAUCAACGCUGGCGGAGAUAUGCAGUUUUAUUGACGUGAAUAUUUAAUUUUGAUCGGAGAAAACUUCGUUGUUUUGAGCAUUGAUUGCCGAAUCAUUUAUGCAUACUAGAGUAGCCAAAAGUUUUUAGCAGGAUUUUAUCACACUUCUUGCAACAGGCAAUGAAUUGUGCAAAGGUUUACACAAUGGGGCUAUAGAGUAUAGGCCUUGCCUGCCAUUUUAGGUGACAAACCGCAGCGAAGCAGUGGAUUUUAGUAAAAUCACAGUACUGUUGUUCAGAAGUGCUAUUUUGUUCACUUCAUCCUUUGUCGCAGUCUGCCGCUCAAAAAUGGCGAAAAAGGCCUGGUCGCAUGGCGCGCGGCUGAUAGUUUGAAAAAUUGUAAAUAUAGGAUUUGUUAAUACUGGUCAAUAUUGUAGUAAUUUAGCUGCAUGAAUCACCAGAAAAUAAUAUAUAGAAUUCUGUGAGUAUAUUCGUUCAACAUACAGAACCAAUUAAUAUAACCG
Molecule: messenger RNA, 9172 nt
Organism: Paramuricea clavata
Lineage: Eukaryota; Metazoa; Cnidaria; Anthozoa; Malacalcyonacea; Plexauridae
Source: the annotation of a GenBank genome assembly